GCCGUGCGGAAUAGAGGGACGGUCUCUGGGCGUGCAAUCGACGGUCGAUUUGGUGUCAUUCCCUCUGGUCUCGGUUCUAGAGCUCCCUCGGAUUCUCGGUGGGAUGCUGGAGAUUUGCUUCUUUUAUUCGCUGUCUCUCUUCCUUUUUAUUCUCGUCUUAUCGUCGCGGUGGGGUGGGGGGGUUCUAUAUCUUCCGUUCGUCUCCCAAAUAUUAUAUCCUUCUUCCGCCUCUUCUCGGCGCCUGCGUCUUCUUCCGUGGCUGCUAUUCCGGAUAGAGGGUGGGAUAGUAAUGUCGUUGUCCAGAGAGCGUGAGGAAGCGGGGCGGGAGCUCCACGUUCUGGCGGUCGACGAUAGCUCCGUCGACCUGGCGGUGAUCGCCAUGCUUCUUAGGAGCUCUAAACACAGAGUGACGACUGUGGACAGCGGCAAAAGAGCAUUGGAGCUCUUGGACUUGGAGCCAAAUGUUAAUAUGAUAAUUACGGAUUACUGGAUGCCGGAAAUGACAGGUUAUGAUCUCCUCAAGAAGAUUAAGGAAUCGUCAGCGCUGAAGGAAAUCCCGGUGGUCAUCAUGUCAUCUGAGAACGUUCCCAAUAGGAUCAACCGGUGUUUGGAGGAGGGGGCAGAGGAUUUUUUGCUCAAGCCCGUCCGGCCGUCGGAUGUGUCUCGGGUGUGCAGUCGCGUGAUCUGAUCAAUGGCCUUUUGUGUUCGUGGAUGAUUGGAUGGAUAAACCCCUUGAGUUUUUUUUUUAGUUGUUCCUUUGAACAUAAGCCUCUUUCUUCUCCUCUUUCUUCUCCUCUUUCUUCAGAUAAUGACAGGAAAAGAUACAUGUUCACUUUGGUUUUAUUUUUUUUAUUUUUUUUUUAAGCGUUGGUAAUUUUAGCUGUGGCUUAAUGUCAGGUAUUUCUCUUGAUGUGAAGGUGAAUUUUUCCGUUUUUUUUUUCUCUUCUCUAUUGGAUAAUGACAUCAAGUGAUCUCUGAUUCAUCGGUAUAAUUUGAAGCAUCGAUUGCUUUUGA
This is a messenger RNA of Phoenix dactylifera (date palm), 1014 nucleotides long. RefSeq names its product two-component response regulator ORR5-like. NCBI's taxonomy places the organism in Eukaryota, Viridiplantae, Streptophyta, Magnoliopsida, Arecales, Arecaceae. The record is from RefSeq and is a predicted model, not a curated record. Gene Ontology annotation, biological process: phosphorelay signal transduction system; cytokinin-activated signaling pathway.